AUGACCCAUCGCGCAGUUGUUUCGUCCUUUAUCUUCAAGUUCCCGCCCAACCGAGGGCCGCAAGUCGCCCUGUUCCGACGAAGCGGCAAUUUGCGGACUUAUCCGAAUCGCCUUGCGCCGGUGUCAGGCAGCAUAGAGAAGGAUGACCCGUCACCCCUCGAUGCUGCCUGGCGGGAGAUCCGUGAAGAGACGACGCUUACGCCAGAAACUCUGACGCUGCUCCGCCAAGGAAAGGAUUACCACUUUGCUGACGAGAAGAUCGGCCGCGAAUGGACUAUCCACCCCUUUGCUUUCCGUCUCAAGUCCCAUGAGGACGAGUCGCGCAUCAAGAUUGACUGGGAGCAUCAGGGAUUUCAGUGGUUUGACCCCCACGAGGUCCGCGAUGUUGAUGAAUUUGGUGGCGUGCCGCGGCUGGCUGAGAGCCUAAGACGUAUUUGGUUCGAGAUCGAGCUUGGUGAGAACAGAGCAAAGGUCUUGAGCGAGGGAUUGCUCGCGUUGCAGAAAGAUCACGAGAGCGGGGCACGGCAGCUGGCGGGAAAGGCGCUUGAUGUUCUCCUGUCGGUGAUCUCCGAGAAGUCUAGCAUCGAGACCGAUGGCUCUCUGGAAAAGUGGUGGCGGAACACUCGACUUGCGGCCUGGCAUCUUUGGAAGAACGGACGGGAGAGCAUGGGCGCUGCGAUCUUCAACAACAUCGUACGAUCCCUGACCAUCGUCGAAAAGGAAGUACAGCAAGUCAAGGACGACAGGGUGACACCUGAGUUUCUGGACAAAGUCAUGCACAAAUUACGUGACUUUACGGCAUUGAGAGACACCUCGGUGGAAGGAAUUUGGAAGUCUUUUGAGGCUUUCCUCAGAGAGAAGCACGGUUCCGGUCGGCCGGUCCGGGUCCUCACCCUGUCAUCAAGCUCGACCAUUCUUGAGUGUCUUCAGAGAGCGAUCGCAGGGUUCGACUCUGAAUUUGACAUUAGAGUACUAGAGUCGCGGCCCCUUUUUGAGGGUGUGUCAAUGGCAUCUCGCCUUGUCAACUCUCUGCGUGAGUCAGGGCAGAGAGAGAAGAAAGUAGAGAUCGCCAUUUACACUGAUGCCGCCGCAGCGCUCGCGAGCAAGGACGUGGAUCUGGUCCUGGUUGGCGCCGACAUCAUCCAAGAGGAUGGAUCAACGAGUAACAAGACGGGCUCGCUGCCAGCAGUCCUCUCGGCCAAGCACUGUUCUCCUCAUGUCAAGGUCUUGGUCCUAGCCGAGAACGAGAAGAUCCUGCCAUACGGGCCGCCUGGGUUUGAAGAGAACGAUAUUGAGGAGGUAACGGUGUCCUGGAAGCACAACAGCGCCCUGAAAGAAGCCGCCAUGAAUUUCUCGAGCAGCGCACAAAGUACGAACCCAGACGCAAUGGGGAUGAAGAUGAGUGUCAGGAACGUCUACUUCGAAUGGGUGCCUACGAAUCUUAUCGAUGGAUAUAUGCUUGAGGACGGCCAGAAGAGCGCGAAGGAUAUAUCAAACCUUGCAGGCCGAAUUCGGCGUGAGGCGGAUGCCUUCUUCUCCGAUGUCUAA
Molecule: messenger RNA, 1548 nt
Organism: Colletotrichum graminicola M1.001
Lineage: Eukaryota; Fungi; Ascomycota; Sordariomycetes; Glomerellales; Glomerellaceae
Product: NUDIX domain-containing protein
Exons: 2
Coding region: 1-1548 (515 amino acids)
Molecular function (GO): S-methyl-5-thioribose-1-phosphate isomerase activity
Source: RefSeq, a predicted model, not a curated record